This is a messenger RNA of Heterobasidion irregulare TC 32-1, 1224 nucleotides long. RefSeq names its product metal transporter. Gene Ontology annotation, biological process: transmembrane transport; monoatomic cation transport. The record is from RefSeq and is a predicted model, not a curated record. Bases 1 to 1224 code for a protein of 407 amino acids. NCBI's taxonomy places the organism in Eukaryota, Fungi, Basidiomycota, Agaricomycetes, Russulales, Bondarzewiaceae. Gene Ontology annotation, cellular component: membrane. The transcript is spliced from 4 exons. Gene Ontology annotation, molecular function: monoatomic cation transmembrane transporter activity.
AUGUGUGAUUCGAAGGCGGUCGAGGCCCGACGAGAGCAUUCGACGAAGAGUGGGGAAAAGGGACACGUGGGGGCCGCACAGGAACGCGGACACGAACAUGACCAUUCGCAUGGAAUUUUCGGGCACAGUCAUUCACAUGGAGGGGACGACGGCCAUGCGCAUGGUGGGGAGGUCAUGGAGGCGUUACAGAAGGGCGUCGCUGAUAGAGGGAGUAGGAUAACGUUGAUUGGGCUUGGUGCGAACGUUUUGUUGACGAGCGCGAAGGGAGCUGCGGGAUGGUACAUGAACUCGGCUGCGCUGCUCGCGGACGCUGGACAUUCGCUCAGCGACCUUCUCGGGGACUUCGUCGUCCUCUUCUCAUGGCGUCUUUCUCGCCGCCCGCCCAGUGCUCGCUACCCUUAUGGCUUCGCCAAGUUUGAGACCGUCGGCACUGCGAUUGUCGCGCUGCUCCUCGUCGGCGGUGCUCUCGGUAUCGGAUUCCAUUCAUUGUCCCUCCUACUGGAAGCUCUCGCCUACACAGCCGUAAACCUCCCUGACGGGCCCCUCCACUCGGCCAUCGAGAACCUCACAUCUAUCGCACACAACAUUCCUGCGAUCGGCUCCGUCGUCAGCCAUGACCAUGUGCACGCGCAUGUGUUGGACCCAAACGCGGCUUGGUUCGCGGCGGCGAGCGUGGUGGGCAAAGAGUGGCUGUUCAGGAUCACGAAGAAGGUCGCGGACCAGGAGAGCAGCCCUGUUCUGCUUGCAAACGCGUACCAUCACCGGAGCGACGCGUACUCGAGUUUGGUGGCGUUGGUCGCGAUCAUGGGGAGCAGCUGGUUUCCGGCUUUGCCUUUGGAUCCGAUUGGAGGGUUUUUGGUGUCUAUCGUCAUUCUGAGCCAAGGGGCUUCGAUUAUGGGUGGCGCGUUCAGGGAACUUACUGAUGCCAGUGCAUCCCCUUCGACGAUGCGAUCAGUCACACGAGUCCUCGAUACCAUUAUCUCAGAAUCUGCCGCCUCUCCCUCCCCAACUCUCCUCAAAGUACAUCAUGUUCGCGCCAAACGCACCGGCGCGAUGCUUUUUGUUGAUCUCGCGGCAGAAGUGCCCGGUUCGCUAAGCGUGGAAGAGACGACGAAGCUCGAGGAGACGAUCGUAGGCGCACUGAGAGAGGCGAAGAAGGAGAUUGCAGAGGUCAACAUCAAAUUCAGGCCAGUCAGCCAUUCGGAGCAUGAUCACGGUCAUUGA